UUUUGGACAAAGCUCUCGAAAAUAUUCGAAAAAACACAAAAUGUGUGUGUGAUGAAUUACUACAAAAUGAUAUUAAUGAAAUGAGGAGUGUUUGUAAAGAGGAUGAGGAAAGGAAAUUGAAAGGGGGAGGAUAUACAAUUUCUGUUGUGGUUUUGGAAAGAAUGGAAGUUAGUGACGAAUUGAGAAGGAAAUAUAGAAAGGGAACUUCUCUUCCAGCUAUAUUUGCUGACGCAUUAAAGAAUAGAUUAAAUAGAGGAAGGUGUAAUGAUGAUGCUUUAAUUGUGUUGGCAAUAAAUGAUAGUUCGGUAAGUCUAGAUAUUUAAUAUAAAAAUAGUUAUGAAUCAGUUACGUGUAUCCAAAGAUGUUGCAAAAAUAGACAGUUCUAGAUAUGAGGGGAGGGGGAUUUUUGUAAAAGGGAGGAGAGGAUAGUGGUAUAAUUAAAAAAAAUUUCGGUUAGAAAUAAGAGGGAAGUAGACGAGCGGUGUUGGGUCGGAAACACGGACGGAACUAUUGAAAAUAACUUUUGGAAACCCAUUACUUCUAUAGGAGGAUAUAGGAGGAGAAGAAUCCUUCCCCUAUUUGAGUUGCCACACC
This is a messenger RNA of Meloidogyne enterolobii, 594 nucleotides long. Lineage: Eukaryota; Metazoa; Nematoda; Chromadorea; Rhabditida; Meloidogynidae. The record is from the annotation of a GenBank genome assembly.